This is a messenger RNA of Camarhynchus parvulus, 2461 nucleotides long. It is a transcript of the gene RRP1B, whose product is annotated as ribosomal RNA processing 1B. Gene Ontology annotation, cellular component: nucleus; preribosome, large subunit precursor; preribosome, small subunit precursor. Gene Ontology annotation, biological process: rRNA processing. The record is from RefSeq and is a predicted model, not a curated record. The transcript is spliced from 16 exons. The coding region runs from base 191 to 2461 and encodes 756 amino acids. Lineage: Eukaryota; Metazoa; Chordata; Aves; Passeriformes; Thraupidae.
CGGUGGCGCCGAUGAGCCCCGAAGUCGGCGAUGCCCCGCGCCCAUCCCCGCGCUCCGCCUCCCCGCGGUGACGGCAGAGCCCGGCGUCGCUGACGGCAUCAGGCACAGCCCGGCGCGGUGUGGGCAGGCCGGGCCGGGAGCGGGGCAGGAGCCGGGCAGGGACGGGGCAGAGACGGGGCCAGGCCGGGCCAUGGCUCCCGCGACCGUGCAGCCGCCCGAGGUGCAGUUCGCCCAGCGCUUGGCCGCCAACGAGAAGCGCAUCCGAGACCGCGCCCUCAAGAAGCUGCGGGGCUACAUCGGCGUGCGGACCCAGCGGCCCGGCGGUGGCUUCAGUCAGGAAGAACUGCUGAAAAUAUGGAAGGGCCUUUUCUAUUGUAUGUGGAUGCAGGAUAAACCUCUGCUUCAGGAGGAACUUGCAGCCAAUAUCUCCCAGCUUAUCCACGUGUUUCAGAAUACAGAGACUCGACACCUGUUCAUCCAGACAUUUUGGCAGACGAUGAACCGGGAGUGGAACGGGAUUGACAAUCUGCGGCUGGACAAGUACUACAUGCUGAUGCGUCUGAUUUUGAGGCAAUCCUUUGAAGUGCUGAAAAGAAAUGAAUGGGAUGAGGGUCUAGUUGAACCAUUGCUGCAGCUAUUAAUGAAAGAAGUUAUGGACCCAGACAGCAAUUCUCCCACUGGGAUAAAGUUCCAUUUCAUUGAUAUCUAUCUGGAUGAAUUGGCUAAAGUUGGUGCAAAGGAGCUCACAGCAGACCAGAAUCUCAAGUUCAUUGAACCUUUCUGCAAAAUUGCUGCCAAAUCAAAGGAUCGGCGUGUGCUCCACGCUGUGGCCACCGGUGUCUUUGAGAUGAUCGUGGACCAGUCCCCCUUCGCCAUCGAGGACCUGAUGAAAGAGCUGGGUACCAACAGUGACGAGGAGAAUGUUUCUGAAGAAGGCAAACAGGAAGAUGAAGAGAUGCUUAAAACCAAAGGAGACAGAUCUCCGUCAAGAAUAUCAGCACAGAAUGCUGAAAACACAGAGGAUAUCAAUGAAAAUGCUGAUGAUGGGAUCGGGGCUGUUCUUCAGUUUGAUUACAAGGCUGUUGCUGACAAAAUCUUCGAAUUUGCAAGCAAGAAAAAUACACCUUCCGUGAACAGAAAGCGGCUGUACAAGCUGGUCAAAAAGUUCCAGGACUUAGCAGAAGGAAUCUUCCCCCAAGACAUUCCUGAAGAAGUUUCUACAGAUGAAGAUGAUGAUGAUGAAUCUGGCAGGCGAAAGAGAAAGAAAAAAGCUGUCAAGCCUUGGCAGCAAAAAGAGCUGGAAAAAGUAGAAGAGGAUAAAGAAGACCUGUCAAGUGGGAAGGUGCCAUCAGUUCCCCAGAGGAAGAGGAAAAAAAGGAAGAAGAGGGACAGCACAAGUGCUGAUUCUGGAACAGCUGAUGGAAAUUGUGAGGAGGGAAAAGCUGAAACAUCUGGAUCCAAUGCUUCUAGCCAGGAAAAGGUGCCAGAAAAUAAAAAGGAGAGGAAGAGAAAAAAAUUGCUAGUAAAUGAGGCCAGUGAGACCACAGAUGUAGCAACUGAUACCAGAGAAAAUCACAAUAUCUGUGUGCAGAACAGCCUGACUGACACAGAACAGAGUAAAAAGAGUCAGCUGAAGAAAAUGAAUCCAAAAGUGCAGAAUGUUCCUGCAAAACCAGCGUGUCAGAAUGGACCAGCCGCUGCCAGUGCAGCAGAGGAUGUCAGCCCUUCUGUCACUCUGUUACCUCCUAAGGCUGUGAAAAAGAAGCAGAAAGCAGGGGCUGUGCUGGUGAAUGGGGAUCCCCCUGUGCAGCAAACUGACCUGAAACCUAGCAAGGAGGGCUUGCUGGGGACCCUGCCAAGAAAGGCAGGGGCUGAAUCUGCACCCUCCAGAAAGGUCACACUGAAGACAAAGACGAAGUUAGUUGGUUUGGAAGGGAUGAAAGUCUCCAGUCAAAAUGCAGCAACUCUGAAAAAGAAGAGAAAAGUGAAAGAGGUGCUAAACUCUGUCGAAGCCAAUGGAGUUCUGGAGACUGUAUGCAAGAAAAACAGGAAGGUGGAAAGCACUGCUGCUCUGUCACCGUUAAAGAAAAAGAAAGCGAAACCAGGAAGUGAUUUUGUAAAAUUUGAAAAAUCAACUGUACCAAAGGCAGUGUUCUUCAGGAAAGCCAGAAGCACCAUCUCUUCCCCCAGGACACCCAUGCAGCUGAACAAACUGCAGACACCUGGCUCCAAAAGAGUCACGUUUGGCUUGAAUAAAAACAUGACUGCAGAAUUCAAAAAGACUGACAAAAGUAUAUUGGUGAGCCCAGAAGGACCCUCCCGUGUGGCUUUCAAUCCUGAACAGAAACCUCGUCAUGGGGUGCUGAAGUCACCCACAGUGACCCCAGCAAAAGAACCCCAAAUGAAGAGACCAUUUACUAUGUCAGCUAAGAAGAGACCAGCUGCUGUGGACUUCUUUUAA